AGUUGCAGUCUGAAAUGCAGCAAAACUCACUACUCUCUGUCAGAGCCGAACCACAAUUCAGUCUAGACAAUGGUUGGAAAGGUGUUUCCAAUUGCCAUUUUCAUUCUGAUAUUGGUUGCAGUGAGUGUCUUAGGAAAGCAAGACAGAAAUGCUAGGAGAAUUGUGCUUAUCAAGCCGGCAAGAAAGGCAACAAGGCGAUUCUACAUCAUCAAGUGCUGCGGCAAUUACACCUGCUCGGGCCGAAGGACUACAGGGUCAGGAUCAAAAAUCACAAAUUUAAAACCUACAAAUGUGCAGCCGACGACGAAGCAAAAACUUGACGCAAUCACGUCAGACGGCUCAGCGGACGGACCUGGAGCUAAUGAGGGUGGAACUGAAAAUCAGCAGGAGGGCACAGAUCCAUCAGGGCAGGAAAUUGCUACAGAAUCACCGAAUUUAAAUCAAAAGGACGAACCAAGUGCGUCAGUCUCCGAAAUUUCCAACAACCCUGAACCUGAUUCAUCAACCAACAAUAUUGUGGAAGGAACUGACGCCUCCUCAAUCGCAUCUGUAACCUCUAGCGGGAGCCCAUCAGACACUGGCCUAAACAACCCUUCAGGAAAUGACCCUAGCAAUCCUUCAGGAAACGACCUUAGCAACCCUUCAGGAAACAACCUUAGCAACCCUUCAGGAAACAACCUAAGCAACCCUUCAGGAAACAACCUAAGCAAUCCUUCAGGAAACGACCUUAGCAGCCCCUCAACAACAAAUCCAAGCAACCCCUCAUCAACAACGGAUGGAGGAGCAAAUUUAGUUUAUUCCACGACCUCAAAUCAGUUGAAUGUGGACAGCCAAGAUUAUGUACCAAAUGCAUCCUAUACUGGAUCGAUUAAUGAAGUGGAAACGCAAGGACCAACUACAAUAAAACCGUCUACCACGAAGCCGCCAGUAGAGCAAUUAAAAGGAGCAUUCGAGGCAUCCUAUUCAUUUACCUGCGUCAAAAAUCAAUCACUAUUUGAUGCUGAUGGAAGCCUCAAAAAUUCCAGGGAGUAUGGAUCGUGGGAAGUUGCCUGCGGGGAACAAUAUAUCUUUGGAAACCAACUUGCAAACUUUAAGGAAAAUUUCGACCUCUGCUGCAGCAUCGGAAUGCUGCCUAUAAUGAUAGAUAAUGCUUGGAAACACAGCUGCCUCAUGGAUUUCAUAGACGGUCCCAACUGGAAGUACAAUGUGGUGUACUGGUCGACAGGAAAAAGGGCAAGCCCAACCAGUUUCGUGUGGUACGACAAGCGAGCCACGUUCAGCAGUAAUUACUGGCAGACAGGACAGCCAAGCAACACCAACGGAAACGAAAACUGCGUCAUGAUCACUAUAUUCCCGUUCAACGAGAUGACUUUGCAACUCAAUGAUCGGGCAUGUGAUUCUUUAACACCGUUUUCAUGUGUUGGUCCAACCACGCCGAAACCCAAGUGCGCUUUCCCGCAGUGCCCAACAUCAAAUUGCACUCUAAAUCCUGCUUUCCACACUGUUCUUUCAGACGGUGUGACGUCUUAUUUGACUGCUCCAAAUAAUCAUGGUUCCUGGACGAUAAUUGAUUAUCGGACGUUUAUGAUUAGCAAGCCAAGCGACACGAAAACGUUAGAAGAAGCAUUCGCUGCGUGUUGCGCGUUGGAUUUCAAGCUACUCAGCUUGGAGCAGGGCUACAAAUACAGUUUUCUAGCUAGGGCUUUCAAAAACCUAUCCAUCACAUCUGGAAAAUUUUGGACGUCGGGAUCGGAUGGUGGUUGCGAGGGAAAAUACGGGUUUUGCUCGACCAGGAGAUUUGCCAAUUCGAAUGAGACUUUUUGGAUGAAAAAUGAACCUGAUGAUGCAGGUUCCGGCAACCAAAACUGUCUGGCGGUCAAUGCCGUCAAUAACCAAGCUCUGCUUAGCGACGAACCCUGCAGCGCAAAGCUUAGAUACAUUUGCGAGGGAAGAAGCACCGAUAAGCAGAAAGCACACGAGCUGGAAUGUAUGGCGGCUUAUGGGGUUACAGCUGCUGAGCUUGCAACGCUGUGGACGAACACCAAUCCCAGUCCCCGUCUACAGUGCUUUAUGAAAUGCUACGGCGAACACACAGAUUUGUUUAUUGAUGGUUGGAUCAAUGAGCCUCGAGUGUACUCCCAUGUUUGGGCCAUUUCUCGGAAGAGCGCGACGACAUUGGAGCAAAACUACGCCACAAUGGACACGUGCACGAAGCAGAGCAAACCCCUCCCUGAAUUGUGCAGCAGGGCUUCCGGAAUGCUCGAUUGUGGACUGCAGAAAUCACCGACGGAAACUAUGAAGCUGGUGGAUAUGAUGGAGCCAACGAUUAUAGUAUUACGUCUACAUAUUCAUCAAAAUUUUAAAAUAAUUUUCUUUCAGGAGCGUAAAUCUUGGCUCGUGCCAACAACCACUUCUCUCUGUCCAAACACUUUCCGAUGCGUCAUUAAUCCCGAUUGGAGAGAUGACAUCUAUGCUGCCGCAAGUGGCUCUACAUUUUCAUCCAACGGAAUAACGGGAACUGUCACCGUGGCUUGCGGGAAGAGAUUUUUCGUCGGAAAUUGGUUUGAUUGGGUUCCGAUUCACGAACUUAUGUCUGCUUGUUGCUCGCUGGGAAUGCGCCUACUAACAAUUGACUCACAAUGGAAAGCUAACUGCGUGUUUACAAAUAAUCUGCAAAAGGGGUUGGCUAACAACAGGGGCUUCACUACAGCAGCUGUCAGACAACCAUCUUUCGCCACCAAAAAUUGCUUUUCCGAUCAACCGUUUAGUUAUCGCAGCUGGAUGGAUUUCGACGCUACUCUGAUCAACACCGUUCCCUCUUUUGCUUUGGUCAAUUUUGCAAACCGCAUGGGUUACUACUACAAAGGGGAUGCGAGAAAUCUUGCAUGCGAAUCUCUUUGAUUCAAUUUGAUCUGAAAUAAAGCUAUUGGUAAAUUGGCUUAUUC
Molecule: messenger RNA, 2945 nt
Organism: Cloeon dipterum
Lineage: Eukaryota; Metazoa; Arthropoda; Insecta; Ephemeroptera; Baetidae
Exons: 23
Coding region: 70-2901 (943 amino acids)
Molecular function (GO): odorant binding
Source: RefSeq, a predicted model, not a curated record